Messenger RNA from Helianthus annuus (common sunflower), 1895 nucleotides. RefSeq lists its product as uncharacterized. The transcript has a single exon. The record is from RefSeq and is a predicted model, not a curated record. Bases 22 to 1734 code for a protein of 570 amino acids. Lineage: Eukaryota; Viridiplantae; Streptophyta; Magnoliopsida; Asterales; Asteraceae. Gene Ontology annotation, molecular function: protein binding.
UGACUUUCAGUUAUCCCUAACAUGACCGUUACCUUCUUCCAUUUCAAAUUCCCACUCAUUCCCCCCACAAAACUUCAAACACACUGUGUGUAUAACAAGAAGAGAGAGAGAGAGAGAGAGAGAGAGAGAGAGAGAGAGAGAGAUUGUGACCCACCAUUGAAGAUGAAAGAAUCAGAGCAUCAACAACAAGAAGAGACGCUACAACAACUAAGAUUGAAAGCAAAUGAACUUCUACUCCGAGAAGAAUGGUCCCAAUCAAUUCAAACAUAUUCCCACUUCAUCUCUCUCUGCCAAACCCGACCCGACCCAAAACACCGAAAAUCCCUCUGUUUAGCCUUCUCAAACCGGGCCGAAGCGAGGUCGAAAACCCGCGAUUUCGACGAAGCCCUCAAGGAUUGUGAUGAAGCAUUAAAGAUUGAAAACACCCAUCUCAAAACCCUAAUGUGUAAAGGUAAGAUCUUGCUUAAUCAAGAUAGAUACAACAUGGCUUUAAACUGUUUCAAGAUUGCAAAUCUUGAUCACCCCAGUAAUAAAGAUUCUGAAACCUUAAAUGGGUAUUUGGAAAAAUGUAAAAAGCUUGAAUUUUUAUCAAGAUCUGGAGCAUUUGAUAUAUCUAACUGGGUUUUAAGUGGGUUUAAGGGUAAGCUUCCUGAGUUAGCAGAGUAUAUUGGGGGUGUUGAAAUCAAGAAAUCUGAGAUUAGUGGGAGAGGAUUGGUUGCAACCAAGAAUAUUGAUCUUGGUUCUUUGUUGUUGGUUACGAAAGCGGUUGCAACCGAAAGGGGCAUAAUGCCUGAGUCGAAAACCGACGAUUUGGGUGAGAAUGCCCAAAUGGUAAUGUGGAAGAAUUUUGUGGACAAAGUUGUGGAAUCAAGUUCAAAUUGCAAAAGAACACAUUGUUUGAUAUCAAUGUUAUCAAGUGGAGAAAAUGAGGAAUCUCUUGAGGUUCCUAAUAUAGCGGCAUUUAGGCCCGAAUCGGAGCAAGAUUUUGGUUUUUCAAAUGAAAAGAUUGAUAUGGGAGGGAUGUUAAACAUAUUGGAUGUGAAUUCACUUGUUGAAGAAACAUUUGCAAGUAAAUUUUCGGGUAAAAAAGGCGAUUAUCAUGGUGUUGGGAUAUGGCUUUUAGCUUCUUUUAUAAACCAUUCUUGUAAUCCAAAUGCCAAGAGGUUUCACAUUGGUGAUCAUGUCAUUGUUCAUGCUUCUAGGGAUAUAAAAGAGGGUGAAGAGAUAACAUUGGGCUAUUUCGAUGUGUUUUCGCCGUUAAAAACACGAAAAGAAAUGGCGAAAAAUUGGGGAUUCGAUUGUCAUUGCAAAAGAUGCAAGUUUGAAGUUGAUAUAUCGUCAAAACACGAAAUGGGUGAGAUUGAAAUGGGGUAUGAAAUCGGGGUGGAUGUCGGUACAACGGUUUAUAAGUUGGAAGAGAGUAUGAAACGGUGGAUGGUUAGAGGUAAAAUGAAGGGGUACUUAAGGGCAUCAUUUUGGAAGGUUUAUUCGGAACUUUUUGUGUCGGAAAAGUUGAUGAGGAAGUGGGGGAGGAGGGUUCCGACGAUGGAGGUGGUGGUGGAUAGUGUGGUGGAGGCGGUUGGCGGCGAUGAGCGGGUUUUACGGGUGGUUGUUGAAGGGAUGAAGAGGAAUGGUGGUGGUGGAUUGGGGGAGAUGGAAAAGGUAAUGAAGUUAGGGAGAGGGGUUUAUGGUAAGGUAAUGAAGAAACAAGCAAUGAGAAGCAUACUUAGUUGAUGGCAUUUGUUGUUCUUUUUAGGGUUUUUUAGAGUAAAUUCUCUUUGCAAUUUGUAGGGUAAAUUUAGGAUUCUAACAUGAGAAGUUUUAGUUUUCUUAAAAUUCUUUAUGUUUGAUUCCAAAUUAAGUUGGAAUGGAGGAAAAACUAUAUUUGUUCUCUA